This is a messenger RNA of Penaeus monodon (black tiger shrimp), 624 nucleotides long. RefSeq lists its product as uncharacterized. The transcript has a single exon. The record is from RefSeq and is a predicted model, not a curated record. Bases 1 to 624 code for a protein of 207 amino acids. NCBI's taxonomy places the organism in Eukaryota, Metazoa, Arthropoda, Malacostraca, Decapoda, Penaeidae.
AUGUGCCGUAAUACGUCAACAGAAGUUAGAUGCCAGUCAGGGAAAAGCGAGAACUUUGAGAUAAAAGUAGGGGUACAUCAGGGUUCGGCACUCAGUCCAUUAUUAUUUGCAGUUGUCAUGGAUUGUCUGACAGAGGAAGUACGAAGGCCAUCACCAUGGGAUAUAAUGUGUGCUGAUGAUGUGGUCAUAUGCACCAAUGAUAGAGAGACAUGCGAAGAGAAACUAGAGCAAUGGACUCGAGACCUAGAGAGGCGCUGUAUGAAAGUAAGCAUAACGAAGACGGAGUACCUCAAUACCGGUAAUGGGACGCAGAGAGUUGGAAGUAUCAGCUUAGGAGGUGAAAGGGUACAACGAGCAGUGGAAUUUAAAUACCUAGGUUCAACAGUACAAGAAGAUGGUGGAUCAGAAGCAGAAGUGUCGAAGAGGAUACAGGCAGGCUGGAACAGCUGGAAAAAGGUUACAGAGGUUCUUUGUGACCGAAGAGUUAGUGCAAAAGUGAAGGGCGGGAUUCAUAGAACUAUUGUAAGACCUGCAAUCAUGUAUGGCCUGGAAGCUAUAGCACUCACUAAAGCCCAAGAAAGAAGGUUGGAAGUAGCGGAAAUGCGAAUGCUGAGAUGGUCUUAG